This is a messenger RNA of Endocarpon pusillum Z07020, 705 nucleotides long. RefSeq lists its product as uncharacterized. Gene Ontology annotation, cellular component: fungal-type vacuole; vacuolar membrane. NCBI's taxonomy places the organism in Eukaryota, Fungi, Ascomycota, Eurotiomycetes, Verrucariales, Verrucariaceae. Gene Ontology annotation, molecular function: L-cystine transmembrane transporter activity. The transcript is spliced from 4 exons. The coding region runs from base 1 to 705 and encodes 234 amino acids. Gene Ontology annotation, biological process: L-cystine transport. The record is from RefSeq and is a predicted model, not a curated record.
AUGCAUUCUACAGAAUUGUGGGUACCAACCACACUGUUGGUAGGGUGGAUAUACACGUUGUGUUGGUCCGCUUCUUUUUAUCCCCAACCACUCCUCAACUGGCAGCGCAAAUCGACCCGCGGCCUGGCAAUCGACUACCUCACUAUCAAUGUCCUUGGCUUUGUCUGCUACCUGAUUUCGACUUCUGCGCUCUUCUUCUCGGCCCUGAUCCGUCACCAAUAUACCGAACGGCACGCAGCGUUUUCCAAGCCCACUGUACGGUCCAACGACAUUGCCUUCGCCGCACAUGCUGUGAUCAUGAGCACCCUCACCUACACCCAGUUUUGGCCCAGAAUUUGGGGCUUUAGAGUCUACUCUUGUGGACAUGUCAAACUUCUUGUCACCCUUGUCAAAUACAUGCCGCAAGUGUGGGUCAACUACAAACGGCAGUCGACGGACGGAUGGAGCAUCGAGCAGAUCCUCCUAGAUUUCUCUGGGGGUGUGCUAUCCAUUGUUCAAUUACUGAUCGACGCCAGCUUCCAGCCUGACUGGAGCGGGGUGACAGGGAAUCCAGUCAAGCUCGGGCUUGGAAACAUCACUAUCUUUUUCGACCUCAUCUUCAUAACCCAGCACUAUCUCUUAUACCGACAUACAGGGCAGGGCAAGGUCGACGAGAGCAUUGGCGGCACUGAGCAGCCUCUUCUGGCGAAUGGACCCCGACCCUAG